UAAAAGAAAGAAUAAAUAAUUAUGAUAUUCCUAUUUCAGUGCACUGUUAUUGUAACCUUAUUUUUAAUUGAUUUUGGCAGUAUUAUUACAUUUGAUGUGAAAAGUUUGUAUUCUAAUACGGGAUUUUUCAAUAGGGUCGAUUAUUGGAUGUUUGUUAAUAAGUGGACAUGUGCGUUUUAAUCAUUGAAAAUUUUUGCUUACUUCAACAAAGAAAAUUUUGUUUGUACUCAAAAGGGUUUUGUGGGGGGUGGGGUGGAGAGCUAGUAACUCACAAGCAAUAAUGUAAUAUCAAACUACAUAGAUUACAAGACAAAGUUUACCAAGUUCAUGAAAAAGUAUUUAUUAUAUUAUUCUAAAACUCGCAAAUCUGGUCGUUGGUAAAACUCGAAUUCCCAACGAGAGAAGCACAGAGUUACUUGAGCUCAAACCUCUCAAACAACAACGAUUCUGGACCGAUUUAUAUAAUGAUUCGCACGGGGGAGAACUGGGGAAUUUCGUUUUCAUCCAAACAAACAGACAAAGAAAUAGCUGGGAAUAAUUGAUCAGUGAUUGAACCCCUCUUUCAAUUUCGGAUGAGGUGUGCAAAAGGCUCCCACAAGAGAGUUGAUGGAAUGAAACUAAGGAAAAGAUUAUAAACACGCAAAUGUCGGUAUCCGAAAUGCAUGAUAUGAUUCAGCUUUUGUUGCCAUUCACAAUGUUUGAAACACAUAAACAAUACAAACAAAAGAUUGCAAUUAGGUCGAAUCCACAGCUAAGGGAAUGUUGUCUUGUUGUUUAUAACUUCCAAGAAUUAUCUUCUUAGGGGAGCCCUACCCCAGUACAAAGUCAAGAAUCAAUCAAAAGAAAAGGAUUGGUAUUCUAUCAUCCCAGAAUAAUUCAAGCCUUCAAGGGGGCCUAUUAUCUCUUGUCUUAGUGGAUGGACAAACAAACCACAUAAUGACCUAAGGGGAGAAUGACAAACUAGUUGAGUGCGGGUUUGAACUUUCAAUCAUUCCUCUAUAUCGAUAUUAACUUUGGCAAAUGGCGAUCGAGUCAUAUGUCUAUCUUACUAUCGCGUAUCGAAUGUAUGAAUUAUAUGUUACCACCGUGCCCUGACAUUUGAAAAAUCAACGUAAAUACUAAUAUAAAAAUCUUAUCUUUAUCAACCCAGUAACACAAAAAAGGACACAACCCUGCUUUUACAGGGCCUAAGACAAUAGCCUAACAAAGGGCACAAUGGAGAACAGCAUAAUGAUACAAUCAAAACCUGAUAGAAGACGCCAAAAUACAGUUGGGUUCACUGUAUAUUUCACAUGAAAGGCUGCUCCUGGUAGAUGACAAACAAUUAAAAAGGCUUAAUAAUAUUGGUGUACUUCAAAGAGGAGGCCCUCAUUCUAGCCAUAUGUGAUCAUUGAUUUCAUUAUACAUUCUUCUCUAUAUUAGUAGAGUGGGGCACAUCUGUAUAGCCAUUUCAAAAGCUGCAUUAUAUUUAUGAGGUAGACAGAGGAGUAAAGAAGAUGGACGGUAUUAUAAUGUUCAGGUAUGAUGGUGUUAUAAAUUUAGAGUCAAACUUUUUUCAAAAAAAAAGAAGCUCUCUUAAUUGAGGGAUUAGUUCACCUGUAUUUUGUCUUGCAGAGACAGUAUCCAGAUAAUAAAGGGCAGAGAAUUUAUAGCAAAACUUACUUUUGGAUUAUAAGGUUCCAUCAGCAUCAGGAGAAAGCUAGCACAACAGUAAUGGACUCUUCUAAUAAUAUUGGAGACACAGAAGAAUGCAGCAGCAAUGAAUCUGGAUGGACUAUGUACAUUGCUUCACCAAUCCAGGAAGAUAAUCCCGACGAUGACGACGAUGAUGACAGCAACCAUGAGAGUGGCACUGAAAGGAGAGAAUACAAGGAUUUCUAUUACGACGAUGGAGGAGACGGCGAAAGUGACGAUUCCAUGGCUUCUGAUGCCUCUUCUGGUCCAAGUCAUCAAGGAGGACCUUGUGUAACCAAUAAAGGAAGCCAUGGGAGGGAUUUCCUGGAGCAUGCAGGAGGCUCGGAUGACAGAAGAUCUACAGGCCAUAAAUCAUACAAACAGAUUGAGAAAAAGGAACGUGCUCAGAAACCAAAACCAGAAAAGGAGCAGCAGGGGCGCAAGGUAAAUAUUUCCACUGGUGAUGUUUACAGUAAAGGCAAGUCUAGGAAAAAUAAUAGAGAAGACAGGCGCUCUGGUGCUGCUGGUUUGAUUGCAAACCAGGAAUCCCAGCGCACAAGGGACACAAUUCUUGAUGUUGCAGCAGAUAGAAAACCAGGUCAAGACAUGCUAGAUUCUCAGAGCGCCCCAAGUAAGCAUUAA
This is a messenger RNA of Oldenlandia corymbosa var. corymbosa, 2316 nucleotides long. The record is from the annotation of a GenBank genome assembly. Lineage: Eukaryota; Viridiplantae; Streptophyta; Magnoliopsida; Gentianales; Rubiaceae.